Messenger RNA from Rhopilema esculentum, 4635 nucleotides. RefSeq names its product TBC1 domain family member 14. Gene Ontology annotation, molecular function: small GTPase binding; GTPase activator activity. Lineage: Eukaryota; Metazoa; Cnidaria; Scyphozoa; Rhizostomeae; Rhizostomatidae. The record is from RefSeq and is a predicted model, not a curated record. Gene Ontology annotation, biological process: regulation of GTPase activity.
UGACCCUCGGUGUCAGUCUAAACUGAGUUCUUAUAAAAAUUAGUGUAUAAGAAGUGAAGAAAACACUUGUCAAAGGUCGCUGCGAUGGAGACUGUGGGAAUGCAGCCCCUGCGAUGUAAGAUGCGACAGUGGUGCAUUUGCUGAGAACAAGGCUUCACUACUCCGAAACCACGGAAGUAAAUCAACAAUGUCACCUUUAAUUUGACCAGGAUAUUUCAAAUUUCAUCGUGGAUUUUCAGUUCUAAUACAGAUGUAAAUGCUAUCUUGUAGUAGCCAUGAGAAAGAGGGCUUUUUGUAAAGGUGAAGUGAGUGACAGGGCCUAAAACGGAUUUAGGCCAAUGACUGCUAAUUUAUACGUUCCCAGUUGAAGUAAGUGUGAUGUGAAUCGCGAAGCGCCUUUGGACGUCCAUCUUUCAUUAGACAAAGCCUUUAAUUGCGUUUUUCAUCGAGCUUUCCAAUGAUGUGCACAUAAAUGUAGCAAGGGAAUCUUAUCACAAAAAGCCAUCCAGAUCUGGCUUCUACGAAUAUUGGGAAACUAAAUAAAAAGGCUUCAGCCAUAAAGUAGAGUAUGUCCCAUAACAAACUUACUGAAGAGACAGAGUAUUUGGCUGAGAGCAGUACAACUUGUCAAGGAGAAGAUGAUGUAUUGAACCGAAGCAUUGUUGAAGAAAAUAGUACAUUGUUAUCUAAAAAUAUAGAUAAGCACAGUAAUGGGGAAGUGACAGAUAGAGCUGAAGAGUCUAACCAUUGUUUUCGUAAUGAGGAAUACAACGAGAACUGUGAUAAAACCUUGCAAAGCAAGAUGGAGAAGAACUUGUAUCCUAAUGUACUUAUUUCUCCUUCAAGAGAUCACUCAGACAUCGACACGGAUGAGGAGGACUUCCAAAUGAGAAAAAUGACAAACCAUAAAAGAAAUGAUAGUGGUCAGGGGUCAAGCAUUACAGAUGCCAGUUUGAACACAAUUCAGAAUGAUUUAAAAAGACUAGACUUAACUGAUGAAGAGAUUCAUGGUGUAGAAUCUGAUGAAAAUUCAUGCAACAAUUUAACAGAUUCCCCAAGGACUCUUAUACCUUGUCAAAAUCCUAAUAGUGGGGUUACAAAUAAUUGUCUUGAUAAUGAUGCUUCAGAUACCCUUUCGAAUCUUGAAGAUGGCAUGGAAAGUGCUCUGCCAAAAGCAAGGUUUUCAGUAAGUGGUAAAAGCACCAGAUUAGGUCCUGAUUCAGCUGCAAGUGCUAGUUUUGAUGAAAAAGACUUCACAGAUAUACCCCUUGAUUCUCCGGGAAAUAAACAGAACAUGAACACAUAUGCACCAAGACCUGGGUUACAGGGUGGAAGUGCCACAUCUGAUUCAACUGAUGAUUUGAGGAAACCUUCUGUAACAGAUACCAAAACAAAAUCAGGAUUCAGAUUGUUUCGGAAAGAUUCAGGUAAGUCUUGGAAAAUCUUUGGGAACCAGCCAAUCAAGGUUCCAACAAGCCCGCAAAAUCAGGCACCCAGCAAGCCAAAGCCAAGUGCUAAAAAACCAGUCAUGGCAACUUCCACAACUGCACUGAUCUUAGAAAAUCGUCCUGCAAAUCUGCCACCAAAAUCUGCUAGAGAGGAGCAGCGUCAUAAGCAGUUGUAUGAAGAGAUGUUAAAAGGUGCAAAGAAGAAAGAGGAAUCUGAUUUGCACAAAGAGUUGAAAAAGACAAAACAGCAAAAGCAGCAAGAGAAAGGAAUUGUUGCUAUUCAAAGGAUAUGGAAAGAAGAUGUCAUCCCCAACUGGGAUGCUGUAAAAAAUACUAAAAAGGUUAAAGAUUUAUGGUGGAAUGGAUUACCUUCUUCAGUAAGAGGAAAGGUUUGGAUGCUGGCAAUAGGAAAUGAUUUGCAUAUUACUCCAGAAUUGUUUCAAAUACUCCAAGCACAUGCUGUUGACAAGCUUGCACACCAAAAAUCUCAAGAGCCUGUAGCAACCCUCCAUGACAGUGAGAGCUCUUUGGUUGUCAGCAAAGAGAAUACAGUUGGCCUUAUAUCACUGGAUGUUGCCCGAACAUUUCCAGCCCUUUGCAUUUUUCAGAAGGGAGGACCCUACCAUGACUCAUUGAAGAACCUCCUUGGUGCAUACACGUGCUACCGACCAGAUGUUGGAUACGUCCAGGGAAUGUCCUUUAUAGCAGCCAUGCUAUUGUUGAAUAUGGAUACAGUGGAUGCCUUCAUAUGCUUUUCAAACCUAAUGCACAAACCAUGUCAAAUGGCCUUCUUCAUGGUCAACCAGCCUAUGAUGGAAGCGUAUUUCAGUACAUUUGAUGUCAUGCUCGAAGAAUGUGCACCCAGAAUUCAUUCUCAUUUCCAAAGGGAAAAAUUGAGCCACGACAUUUACUUGAUUGACUGGAUUUUUACGCUGUAUAGCAAGUCACUUCCACUAGAUAUCGCUUCUCGUGUGUGGGAUCUCUUCUGUAGAGACGGAGAAGAUUUCUUAUUUAGAACUGCGUUAGGGAUCCUGACAUUGUUUCAAGAGACCUUGUGUAAUCUAGAUUUCUUUCACCUGGCACAGUACCUUACCAAGAUGUCAGGCGAGAUAAAUUCAGAUAGUCUAUUUCAAGCAAUUGCAGCCCUGAACUUCAAUAGACAGAAAUUUCAACAGGUGUUGGCUUUUUAUAGGAAUCAAAAUUCACUUGGAAACACGAGGUAGGCCACAAGAUAUUAACCUGGAACUUCAGCAUUUGAUAGGAUUUUUGUUAUAUGGUGGGAAUAAACCGUGUAAUUUUUAAGGGUAGACCUAGGGCUUGCAUCUCGAGAUAAUGUGUAUUACACAUAUUGGGUACCAGCUCUGAUGCUGUUGCAUUUUCAUAUUCUUGCAACAUAAUUUCGCUUUUUUAGAGGUGGGGAGAAAUCCGUCUUUUAUCUGAAAUUAUACGCGACGAAUAGCCUUUGCCUUACACUCUUUUAUGUAUAAGAAAAAUUUUAUAAGAACACAAGCCUCAUAAUUGAUCGAAAGUUAAGAACAAAUUAAGAACAAGCUGAGGCUGAGCUUCUGCAAAAUGCAACUUUGAACAACGUUUUAUCUCGAAAACUUGGAUUUUAGCCAUGUGUGGGUUUAGCUUUUUCGGUGAAUAUUCAAAUUUGUCAGCAAAUUAAGGCUGCCUCACUCAUUUUGUUGGCAAAUAAGGCCUGAACACCACCCUAGAGCGAAAAAGCUAGCACUCGCACUGCUUGCACCCUAUUAGAUUAAGAACAAGUUAAGAACCAUCUAGCCUCUGAUUUUCGAAAAAAAUCAAGAACAGUCAGCCUGAACUUGAAUUUACUGGUUCUCAUAAAAAAGUGUAAUCGGGGUAAAGCGAAAAUCGCCAACUUUGGUUGCAUGAUAAAUUUUGUAUUUUAGUUUCUAUUACUUAAAGUCUGAUGAUGGAUUUGACCUGAUACAAUGAGCUUGUAGGUUAUCAAACCGACCUAUCGAGUGGUCACUUUGUGAUUUAUAGCUGUCUGUACCAGAUUAUAUUUACAUUCACAUGCAAGGGUGCAAAACCUUUUAAGUGUCUCCUUAAACUGUUCUGUCACCUUCUAUAAAAAUGGCUUCGCAGUUUCAAAGGCUAUCCCUCCUCGUUUUGCGAACAGCAGCAUAUUUUUAAAUGACCAAGUUUCAUUGGCUUUUACCAGCUGCUCUAUAAUUUGAGUAUAAUUAAAUACUCAUAUCAAUUUACAGUGAUGCAUUACCGCAAACAGUAAAAUCAGAUUUUUGACUAGCAAAUAGUCUAGGGUUCGAAGAAGAACUCCGUUUUUGCACAUCUGCUUUCCUUAGCAGUCGGAUUAAUUACCUCGCAGUGACAGAUUCAUUGCCGCAUAGUAAAAUAAAUGAAGUGGCUACUAUGUUCCAGCAGUAAGCUCUCUCCUGAAGAAUAGGUUUUCUCACGAGGGUGUGUUAGAUCUCAAUAGUGUUCAAUUCAAAUCCAAUUAUAUUAUUUCUCAUUUCGACACCAUGCCAAGAAUUUGAUCUAUUUUGGAUCAACUGAGGUUGGUUUACAUUGCAACCUCGUCCCCUUUAAUGUAAAUUGCGUUUCCUAGAAUAUUUCUUGAAAUAGUAACACUAAAUAGUUGUGAUAGACCGCCCUUUGUAUUUUAUUAUAUCUUUUUGAGAUUUAUCGCAGGGCCGUUAGACAUUAGCUAAUUUAUAUAGUGUUUUUGUGCUUUAUUAACUAAAACAGUGCGGUCAUACGCAUUAACGCUCCAACCCCCUAACAUCAGUUUUACAUGUAUUUUCAGAUGACAUCGAUUUAGCAAGAUAUGUUAGUUGAAAAAGUUGCUUCCCUUGUGUAUCGCAGCUCAGGCAAUUAUAUAAAUAAAGAAAUAAAGUCCUUUUAUACAUCGUUUAUCACUUUUAAAAAGGGUUUUAAUGGAACUAAUUGAUGCGUGGAUGCAUCUUCCAAGUUUUAGUCGGGGUCUUGGGAGUCAUAUUUUCCAGCUACUUUAUUUCAUAUCAGAGUUAGAAAAAGAAUUUUCGGCGUUCUGAAUUAUUAUGUACAAAUAAACGGUUGUCUGCAGAAGGCAGAUAACAGUAGGAAACAUUUUUGCUUAAUUCUAAUUAGUUUGUGAUAAAAUUUGUAAAAAUUAUAGCAAUUGAAGAUUAUUAUUAGAUAAAUCGAACUGGUGAAAAAAUAA